AGGAAUAUAUAAGAAACUCGAGAGACGUUGAGUUGUUCGCUUGCAGAUGGGUUCCAUCUUCUUCUCCUCCUAAAGCUCUCAUCUUCCUCUGCCAUGGCUAUGGGAUGGAGUGCAGUGUCUUCAUGAGAGGUAUUAGGAGUUGGGCCACAGAAGAGAAUUGAGGCCCACCAAUUCACAAACUCCACCUUGGGCUUCAAUUUCUCCAGCCCAUCUUUCCUCUUCUUCUUCGAUAUCACCAAAGACGUUUCUUCUUCUCCCAUGGAUGACGGACGCUUGCGAUGAUGACGAUUCCGAGAGGUGAUGGCGUUAAUCGAACCGAUCCUUCGUCAAGGUUCUUCGAUCCUCCAUUUCAUCUUACCCACACGACUCAACUCCUCCUUGAAUCCUUUGCGUCGUUUCUUCGACUCCGUCUCUCCCUCCGAACCUAGUUUGUAUUUGAAAAGAAGAUCGCGACUCCUCCUUCCCCGUGAGAGAAAUUUUUCUCUUCAUACCGUCCGAGACAAGAGACAACUUCACCGAACAUUUGACGUCCCAAUGUUUUUUUUUCGCUUAUCCGGCGAAACCGUGUGCGCCUCCUCCGCUGCGACAACGACUCAUGUCUCCCUUCAGCUUUGUACUUAGCUGUUUAAGACAUUCCCUGUGUCGUUAACCUUAUCCGAUGAUCCAUUGAGCCUCCUUGUUAUCAUUUUGAGCUUACUCCACCUUGAGCUGAGACCUCCUUGUCUUAGAACUCCUUGCCUCGCAUCUUCCUAGCAGGUAACUUCCUUGUAACCAUUGAGCUUCUUUGUUAUCGAUAAGAAGUAACUUGUUUGCUCUAACCUUAUUACUUCUUCUUGUGCGAGGUGAAUCGAUAACGAAGUUACCUGCCGUGCCGUUCUCUUAGGCUAUCUUGAGGAGUUCACAACAGAGAUCAAACUUUUGCCCUGGUAGAUGCGAUUUGGCAAGGACGUCUCCGUGUACAGCAAGUUGAGGGCUGUCCACAUCGCAGCAGCUGUCUCGCAGUGACUGAUCUUUCUCAAGACUUGGUUUCCCACGUUCAAUACAAUGAGAUCUUUCGCUUUCUCCGAUUUCCCGAGCUUAACGGGAUCAACGGUCGGGAUGCUGUCUGCUUCUUCCUUCUCCGUGUCCUUCAAGGUAUUAGGAGUUGGGCCACAGAAGAGAAUUGAGGCCCACCAAUUCACAACAAAAUAUAAUAAUUGCUUCUCUCUGCCAACAUAGAGAAUGCGGGAUACGUCUGGCUUUAGCAGGAUAUGCGGUAUUUGGAAUGGACUACGAAGGUCAUGGUCGAUCCAAAGGAGCUCGUUGUUACAUCAAGAAGUUUAGUAACAUAGUAAACGACUGCUACGACUAUUACACUUCGAUCUCUGCGCGAGAAGAAUACAAAGAAAAAGGCAGAUUCUUGUAUGGAGAAUCCAUGGGAGGUGCGGUUGCUUUGUUGCUUCACAAGAGAGAUCCUUCUUUCUGGAAUGCUGCCCUUCUCGUUGCUCCUAUGUGUAAGAUAUCAGAGAAGGCAAAACCACAUCCAGUAGUGAUUAAUCUACUAACGAGAGUGGAAGAGAUUAUACCAAAAUGGAAGAUCGUCCCCACCAAAGAUGUUAUCGAUGCUGCCUUCAAAGAUCCGGUCAAGCGCGAAGAGAUAAGGAACAACAAGCUGAUAUAUCAAGACAAACCAAGACUCAAAACAGCACUUGAGAUGCUUAGAACGAGCAUGAACCUCGAAGACAGUCUCCACGAGAUCACAUUACCCUUCCUUGUUCUUCACGGUGAAGCAGACAUAUUGACCGAUCCAGAGAUUAGCAAAGCCCUGUUCGAGAAAGCAAGCUCACGUGACAAAACCAUUAAACUUUAUCCAGGGAUGUGGCAUGGGUUGACUUCUGGUGAGCCUGACGCCAACGUUGACCUCAUUUUUGCUGACAUCAUUACUUGGCUUGAUGAUCGUACCGGCGACUCCGCUUCUCUCACUGUCACUCCGGUUCGUCGAGAUGUCAUCUCAAACGUACAAAAGGUCGUGGAAGGCGCUUGUAACGAUCGAGGGAAACCUAAACGGCAGUAUGCUAGUCUGCUUUGUGGGUUAAACGGUGGUGGACGCCGUUUGGUCCAUCGAUCUUCUAUGUAAUAAACAAACAGAGGAUAAUCUGUUUCUUGUGUUCAUUUUGUAUUAGUCCUUGCUCUAGGACCUACUUGAUAAUAUCAGGGUCUUAAAAUAAAAUGAUUUAGUAUCUAAGCUUAAUUAUAUAAGUAUUAAUUUUAAUAAAAUUUAGUUACUUGAUUAAAAUAUAA
Molecule: messenger RNA, 2280 nt
Organism: Raphanus sativus (radish)
Lineage: Eukaryota; Viridiplantae; Streptophyta; Magnoliopsida; Brassicales; Brassicaceae
Product: caffeoylshikimate esterase
Exons: 11
Coding region: 1265-2116 (283 amino acids)
Cellular component (GO): membrane
Molecular function (GO): lipase activity
Source: RefSeq, a predicted model, not a curated record